This is a messenger RNA of Pisolithus orientalis, 441 nucleotides long. RefSeq lists its product as uncharacterized. The transcript is spliced from 2 exons. The record is from RefSeq and is a predicted model, not a curated record. The annotation marks the transcript as partial. NCBI's taxonomy places the organism in Eukaryota, Fungi, Basidiomycota, Agaricomycetes, Boletales, Pisolithaceae.
CUACAAAAGAAAGGGGCAGGGCAUGGCUUGCAUCAGAGUGAUGUAAUCUGUCUGACAGUUGGAUGGCUGCAGGAGGCAAGUCAGACAUUGGAAUAUGGAAAAAAUUAUGAUGGAUAUCAGAUGGGGGAGCUCUUUGUGAAACAGGUAUUGGUUUUCUUGAUUUCCUUUGAAAGAGCUCAUGGCCCAGGAUAUCAAAUGCUACUUAUGGUUGGUAACUCACAGGGCCAUUCUGCAUAUGCAAAGGAUGCCCUUCUUGCAUCACACAUGAAUGUAAACCCAGGUGGUAAACAAGCCCACAUGCAGGAUGGGUGGUUUGUGUGCAAUGGAGAAAAGAUCAUACAGCCAAUGAUCUUUCCACAGAAUCAUCCUGAAUUCCCUGACAUGCCAAAGGGCAUGAAACAGGUCCUUACUGAAUGUGGUUUGUGGCAGGAUAACCUUUGA